Molecule: messenger RNA, 1461 nt
Organism: Copidosoma floridanum
Lineage: Eukaryota; Metazoa; Arthropoda; Insecta; Hymenoptera; Encyrtidae
Source: RefSeq, a predicted model, not a curated record
AUGAAUGCCACAGUUCGAUUUGUGACGGGUACUCGGAAGUGGGACCACAUCACCCCUGACUACAAGAGGCUUAGGAUGUUACCUUAUCCUCUUAGAGUUGACUAUCUCACUCUUACUUCUCUGGCAACUAUCUUGCAAACUGGUCAGCCCGAGUACCUUACGAAUCGAUUUGAAUUUAGAUCUUGUGAUAGGCCUGGUACUAAGCGUGCCACAGACGUCGAUCUAAUUGUUCCACGUGCUAGACUGGAUUAUUUGCGCAACUCAUUUUUUGCCAUUCAUGCUGUAACAUUGAAAGAUAGUGUCAACUGUACCUUACGAGUUUGUGAAUUGAUUCUAAAAUUUAUAGGACUUUUACUUGAAAUUGGGAUUUUGAAACAAUGGAAGUACGGAGGAAAAGGCAAAAAAACAGAACCAAGUGACUCACGUGAUAGGAUGAAUCAGAAGUUUGACUCAACUAGUAAAUAUCUGCAAAAUGAGAAUUAUAAGAUAAGUUUAUAUACUCUUCUUAUGGAUUGUGUUGUUAAAAUAACGUCUCACUUGGGAUGUUCUUACUGUUCUGGUUGCUUAGAAAGUAUUCGAGGACCACAAGCUGAUUUUUGCCGAUCUCAAAUCCAAAUAAUUUUAAGUAAACUUCAAAAAGUAAGCUCUAAACAAUUUUCGAAUUUCUUUCGUCAGAUGGUCAGAGAGAGAUCUGUAACGAGUUGGGUUGACUUUUUUCAUUGUUAUGUUGGAUUUUGUAGAGAUUCAUGUUAUCUACAAUCACCUUUAAACCAAAAACGAGGUUCAAGUAAAUUCUCUGAUGCAACAACCCAAAGCUAUUACGCUACUAACUUUGGACUUGGACUUAUUGGAAGUAUAGCUCAUACAAAUAAUUCAGCAAUAGGAAGAACAAGUCACUGUAGUACUAACUCAGCCUGUCAGGAAACAAAUACAGUAAUCAGUCAUGUUACUACCACAAAUGAAAGACAUACUAACGUUGAAUCACAAAUAAUUGAAUGUGUAUUUAAGACGAUAGUCACUCGUUGUGUAGAAAUGUCUACAAAUUUAAAGUCUCAAAAUACUGUAUCGUUAUAUUGCGAUUUAAGACAGUUUAUAAACUAUGUAAAGGAGGCUCAUGGUAGUAUCUUUCGAAGAGUAGCACUUAGUUGUUUGCUGGACUCUGCAACUAAGCCUAACUCUAAAUCAGCCUAUGAAAUUCGAUCAACUAGAAUAAUAAGGCAUCUGUAUCCACUUGAUGUAAUAAAAGAAGGUAAUCAAAGAAUAGAUAGGCAAGAUAGAAUUGAUGAUAAAGAGGUCCAAAAAUGUGGGUUCAAAAAAAGAAGCACUUCGUCUACAUGUGCGUUGUCGGAGCUGGCUCUGCCAAUGGCUGGGUGGGCUGUGGGGCUUCAGAAGGCGUUGGUGGUGGGCCAGGCACAGGCAUUAAAUGUGGAGAGUGCUAUCUGGCGUGUUAAAAUUGCCUAG